AGAGAAAGGGAGAGAGGGAGAGUUAGGAGGGGAGAGUCCAGCCCUGGACCACCACAUGCCAACUUUGCAAAGAGAUGAGCUGUCUCCUCAUCCCUUGCCAGUGGAUGCUGGGCCUCUCUCCUCUUUUCCUGGGGACGGAAAGGCGUCUGCUUGGGGGCCUCCAAAGUGCCAUCCUAAGCGACAUCCUUUUCCUUGGCAACUCCCUUUUCCUGCGCCUCCCAAGGCCAAGACAAGCAGCAGAAGGAGCAGCCCAGGCUCAGACUCCGCUUCCCAGCUGAGGCAGGCGCAACCUAGUUGCUGCAAACUUUUUCCCCCCUCCAAAUAUAUAUAUAUUAUUAUUAUUUUGGAGCAACUCCAAGGAGGGCAACAUUUGCAUCAAAGGAGGAAACAGAAGAAGGGGGAAAGUGUCUUUGGCAAGGCAGAAGAAGGGAGUGAGAAAAGGAGAGGAGGGAGGACAUCCUUUGGGAUCCCCUUCCUUUCUUCCUUCCCUCUCUCCAUCCAGAAGCACCUCAGGGUGGCUUCCUUUGGGAAGACUACUUCUUCCUCUUCUUCCCUUUGAAGUUGAAUAUGAUCCCCAAACUCUGGGCUCCUCUGACCGCCUUCCUCCUCCUGCAGGGAUUGCUGCAGCUCCAAGGACUUUCCAUGGGAAAUGGACCAAUGAAACCAGAAGUGGAUUUUGCGGGAGACACAAUUACAGUCGACACCGGAGAUGCGUUUGCCAUAACUUGCAGGGGCGCAAAAGGUUUGACCUGGGGCUGGAAAAAUGACCAGUUUGUGGGCGGCAAGCGGUGGCACACCAGGGUGCAGAAGUGUCCCGACAGACCAUCCCUGGUUUGCAACAGGCUUGUGGUCAACCGUGCCGUGGCCAAUGACACCGGCUACUUCACCUGCUUUUACAGCCACCUCUCUUCCAAUGAGGAACUCAAGGCCAAGUUAUACGUCUUUGUCAAAGACCCCAAAAUGCCCUUUGUGGACAACCCAGCGCACCCCGAUGUCAUCUACAUAGAGAACCCGCAGACUGUGAUCACCGUUCCCUGUCGCGUGACCUCGCCGGACAUCAGGCCGAUUCUGCAGCUGCAUACUUUCCCAGUGACAUUCAGCUACGUGAAGAAGGAAUGGGAUCCCAAAAGAGGCUUUCUCAUCACUUCGCCCUCCUUUGAAUUCUUCAGCACCAUGCUCCAGUGCGUGGCCACCGUCAAUGGGAAGACGUACACCACCUAUUACCUCCCACAGAAAGUGGAGAAUAACAUCUGGAACCUGACUCUGACAGCAACCCCUGAGAAGCUUCUCAUAGGAGACACCCUUCACUUGGAGUGCAAAGCCAAGACGAAGUACAACGGUCGGAUCCCAAUUGUAUGGACAGACCCUGGAAGCAGUAACUACUAUGCUUCGAGAGUUUUGGACAAGAGUAAGCCUGUGUACAAGGGCUCCAGCAACCUCACCAUCCACAACGUGACCCUGGAAAACAAGGGAAAGUACACCUGCAAAGUCUUCAACACAACGCGUGGAGAUCUGACGGCUGCCGUCACUGUCGCAGUAUAUAAGAAAGCUUUCCUCCACGUGUAUAAGAAGAAGCAGUAUUAUGAGAUCUUGGAAGGACAUCGGUUGCUGAAACUGACUUGGAAGGUUGAUGCUGUUCCCAACCCCCGUGUGACCUGGUACAAGGACGGCAAGCCACUGCCCACAAACAACUGCUAUGAACCUGAUCCUGCAAAGUACAGACUCAUCAUCAGGGACGUGAGUGCAAAGCAUGCAGGGAACUACACCAUACUCCUCAACAAUGUGAAGCAUGGCCUCUCUAAAAACCACACCAUCCAACUGGUUGUGUUAGAGAGGCCCAAAAUCUAUGAAAAGGAGACGGAUUUUUACAAGCCGGACUUGGUCACCAAAGGAGAGGAGCAGAGCCUCCAAUGCACGGCAAGCGGGACUCCACUGCCCAGCAUCCACUGGGAAUGGGAGCCCUGCAGUCAUACAGACAGCCAAUGCAAACAGCGUGGAGGGAAAAGCAAAGUGGAAGAGACCAUUGGGAGCGAAGCCACAUACACGGCAAACAGUAUCAAGAGCAUUAAGAUGAGGACAACGACGCACGACGACAAGUUAAAGAUCAUAAGUGUUCUGACGACGGCUGCGAACAACGUCUCUGGGAUCUACUUCUGUGUGGCUUCCAAUAAAGUGGGCACCGAAGAAAGAAGGAUUGAGUUCUUCGUCUCUGACAUGCCCUCAAAACUACAGACUGACCCCCAGGUCACAGCCAUUGUAGCUGGAGAUGUCCAGCUGACCUGCAAGUCCUCCAAGUACCUCUACAGCCACCUCUCGUGGUAUGACCCCACUUUGCAGGAAAUCCCGGAGUCCUUCACCCAGAAGAAGGUGGAUAACUACUCCAUCUCGGUGACGCUGGGCCUCCAGAAUGUCUCCCAGGCCCAGUCAGGGCUCUACAUGUGCAGGGCCCGGGCCCACGGCAACAGCACCGAGGGGCUGGAGAAGAGCACCAUGCUCAGCAUCAAGCUUAAGACCAUCCCUCGCAUUAUGGAGAACUUGACCGACUUGGAGGUGAACGUCAGUGGGAAGAUCGUCCUCGAGUGCCGGGCCCGUGGGACACCCCAACCGGUGAUCGCGUGGCUGAAGAACGGCAACCCCAUCACCCCAGCUUCAGGGAUUUCCAUGGAAAACAACACGCUGGUGAUUGAGCGGGUGAAAAAGGACGACGAAGGCCACUACGAAUGCAAGGCGGUCAAUGAAAUGGGCCAAGUCAGCACCCAGGCUUUUAUUAAAAUCGAAGGCUCUGAGGAAAAGUCCAAUAUCGAAGUCAUCAUUUUGGUUUGCACAGGACUCGCAGCAACUCUUUUCUGGCUUCUCCUGACCCUCUUCAUCCGGAAAUUAAGAAAACCAGAUGCCACAGACAUCAAAACAGGGUACUUGUCUAUCAUCAUGGAUCCAGAAGAGAUGCCGCUCGACGAACAAUGCGAACGCCUCCCGUACGACAGCAGCAAAUGGGAGUUCCCAAGAGAUAGGCUGCGGCUGGAGUGUGCAACCACCAACGAGUGCAAAGCCUUGAUGUCCGAGCUGAAGAUCCUCAUCCACAUUGGCCAUCACUUGAACGUGGUCAACCUCUUGGGAGCAUGCACCAAGCCAGGAGGUCCUUUGAUGGUCAUAGUAGAAUACUGCAAAUAUGGAAAUCUGUCUAAUUACCUCCGAGGGAAACGCGGAGACUUCAUUGCAAGCAAGCCACAGGAAAAUUCAGACCCUGCGGAAAAAGGUCUGGAAGAAUCAAUCAAUGAUUUAACUGAGUUGAUCAAGAGGCGUUUGGAAAGUGUGGCCAGCACCGGAAGUUCUGCCAGCUCUGGAUUCAUCGAAGACAAGAGUUACACUGACUCCGAAGAGGAAGAGGAAGAUGCCGAAGAUCUCUACAAGCGGCCCUUGACCUUGGAAGACCUCAUCUGCUACAGCUUCCAGGUGGCCAAAGGCAUGGAGUUUUUGGCCUCAAGAAAAUGCAUCCACAGGGACCUGGCAGCCAGGAAUAUUCUGCUCUCCGAAAACAACGUGGUGAAGAUCUGUGACUUUGGCCUCGCGAGGGAUAUUUACAAAGAUCCCGACUAUGUGCGGAAAGGCGACGCAAGGCUUCCGCUGAAAUGGAUGGCUCCGGAAGCCAUUUUUGACAAAAUUUACACAACCCAGAGCGACGUGUGGUCCUUUGGUGUGUUGCUGUGGGAGAUAUUUUCUCUAGGGGCCUCCCCCUAUCCAGGGCUGCAGAUCGAUGAGGACUUCUGCCGGCGCCUCAAAGAAGGAACCCGGAUGAGGUCUCCGGAAUAUUCGACUCCAGAAAUGUAA
Molecule: messenger RNA, 3828 nt
Organism: Anolis sagrei ordinatus
Lineage: Eukaryota; Metazoa; Chordata; Lepidosauria; Squamata; Anolidae
Source: RefSeq, a predicted model, not a curated record